CGACUGCGCUGCGCGCUCCCGGAGGGGUGCGCCUGCGCACUGUGAGGGUCUCCAUGGCGGGGCCUCGGAGCCAAGACGAGAAAAAAAUGUUGCGGUGAAGAUAUAAUUACAAGCUUUCACUUAAAUGAAGCCACAACCAUCAUGAUUUAGGGCCCCCACGAGGAAGAACUUAAGUGGAAAGGAGAGUGCUUUUCUGGGCAAAGAAGAAUGCUUGAGGCCUGAAUUUAAAAUUGAGCAACUACGUGAAGCUAUUAAAUAAUAGAAGAAAAUGGAAUUGAAUAUGGUAUCAGUAUGGAACAGUCUAUUGAUUCAUUAAGAGUCGACCAUAAUGAUUCCGAAGAGACAAAAACAGAUUCUCAGCGUCUAACCUGUAUGGACUCCAGGGAUCCUUCUUUUGAACAAAAUGGUUCUCCUAAAGUUUUACCUGUUACUACUCCUGAAGCAGAAAAUUCACUCAUAUCACAGAAUAUACCAGAGCCUCUGACGCAGACACAGACUGUUUCUGCAGAGCAGUUCCACUUAGUGGACCAAAAUGGGCAACCUAUUCAAUAUGAGCUUCAGGCAUUGGGUGAUUCUAAUGCACAAAUGAUGAUUGUUGCCAGCCCAUCAGAAAAUGGACAGGUUCUACGUGUAAUUCCAUCUACCCAGUCAGGAAUGACACAAGUGAUUAUACCUCAGGAGCCCCUUGUGGAUGUGAACAGUCCUCGGGAUGUUUCCGAAGAGAAACCCAGUGACAGAAACUUACCAACUCUAAGAGUGGAUGCCCUAGGAGACAAUAACAGAAGUUACAUUCUUCAUCCACAAGCAUCUCUCACAUUACCCAAAAAGACAGUGACCAGAAGCCUUGAAGAACCCUUAUUGGCUCCACUUCAGCCACUUUCUUCUAACACACCUAUAUGGGCCUGUCGUCUUAGAAGCUGCGAGAAAAUUGGAGAUUCAUACCGUGGCUACUGUGUAAGUGAGACUGAAUUAGAAAGUGUCCUAACAUUUCACAAACAGCAAACACAGAGUGUUUGGGGGACCCGUCAGUCUCCAAGCCCAGCCAAGCCAGCUACACGCUUGAUGUGGAAAUCUCAGUAUGUCCCAUAUGAUGGAAUCCCAUUUGUCAAUGCAGGGAGUAGAGCUGUGGUAAUGGAGUGUCAGUAUGGGCCAAGAAGAAAAGGUUUCCAGUUAAAAAAAAUCAGUGAGCAGGAAAGCAGGUCCUGUCAGCUCUACAAAGCCACUUGUCCAGCCCGGAUUUAUAUUAAAAAGGUACAGAAGUUUCCUGAGUAUAGAGUUCCUACAGACCCCAAAAUUGACAGGAAAAUCAUCCGAAUGGAGCAGGAGAAAGCCUUUAACAUGCUGAAGAAGAACUUGAUGGAUGCUGGUGGUGUUCUUAGGUGGUAUGUACAGCUACCUACGCAACAGGCUCAUCAGUAUCAUGAAUUAGAGACUCCCUGCCUCCCUUUAUCACCUUCCCCUUUUCCUAUGUCUUCUCUUGAAGAAGAGGAUACUGCAAUUAGAGAUGAGAAUUGUGCAUUACCCUCACGUCUACAUCCUCAGGUAGCACAUAAAAUUCAAGAACUAGUAUCACAAGGAGUAGAACAAGUGUAUGCAGUAAGGAAGCAGCUAAGAAAAUUUGUGGAAAGAGAACUAUUCAAACCUGAUGAGGUACCUGAAAGACAUAAUUUAUCCUUUUUUCCAACUGUAAAUGAUAUAAAAAAUCACAUCCAUGAGGUACAGAAAUCCUUGAGAAAUGGAGAUAAUGUAUAUAACUCAGAGAUUAUUCCAGCAACGCUUCAAUGGACUACAGAUAGUGGGAAUAUUCUCAGAGAGACUGUGACAGUUACAUUUGCAGAAGGAAAUUCACCAGGGGAAUCAAUUUCCACCAAAUUGGGAACAAAUCAGACAAGAGGUUCUUUGUCUCCAGAGCCAGCUCACUUGCUCUCCUCACUUUCUUCAUUUCAGCCAAAAAUAUUCACACAACUACAGGGUUUGCAGUUGCAGCCAAGAUUCAUGUCUCCUGAUGGAACACCAGCUCUGAUAUCAGUAAAUAACCACCCCACCUCCAGUCCUUCAAGACUUUUGGAUUCAGUAGGAAGUGCUAUAAUGAGUAAUAAUUCUCUACUGCUUGGUCAAAGUCAUAGCCUUCAAACAGAUACAUGCCUAACCCAAAACAAUACUGUUGCCUCUACCAUGGGUAGCCUUCCAGAACCAGAUCAAAAUCUGGUUGCAAUGGAUCAGCUGGUGGAAGUUGCAGAUGUUGAGGACACAGAGAAUCUGGAAGGAAAUGUUCAUCAGAUUCUGUUGGGAAACAUGCAGGCCAUUCCAGUACAAAUUGUAGACAGCCACCCAGCUCUUAUUGAAGAAAAUCCGGAAGGUACCGUUUCUUUGAACCAAGUUAAGCAAGAACCCAAAGAACCAGCAUUGUCUGUGGAAGCAAAAAAAAAUUUGGACUGUAAGAAAUUAUCUGCUACAUAAAGUAUUGAAGCUUUUCAGAAUUUACAACUCUGGUGACCUCUGAUGUCAGAGAAAAGAAGGUAGGAACUGGAACUAUCAAUAUUUUCAUGUAAGUAUUUCAAUGAGUAGUUCUUUAAAAGUGGUUUCUAAAUUAGUUUUUAAAUUUGUCCUCUAAAUGCAUGUUCAGUCACAGUAUAUCAGUAUUGUAUUUUAAAGGUGCUUAGCAUUGCUUUUUUAAAGGUAUGUUUACAUAUUUUAAAUAUUCAAUUAUUUUUUUAAAUGCACAGGGUAUUAAAUACAGUGCAUAGAAUUUUCAGUAUCUAUAUUUGGCAUUCUCCUAACAGCUCUGCAGCAAAGUUUGACAUGCUUUUUUGUGUCAUGUAUUGCAAGGUGUAAUAUCAUAGUAGAAAGGUGGACAUUCAGAAUAAGCAGUUAGAAUUCCUAAUUACAGCUGAGCUUGUUUCUUCAUUGUAGUUUUCGUGUUCCAAGGCUCCAAGUGAACAUUAUAUACACUACAGUGAGUUAUAGAUAUACACAGCCAUGGUGGGUCUUUCCCUCAAUGUUAAUUUUCUGGGUAGGCAGCAUACUUAAAAGAACUUAAACUUUUUUGUCUUACCCAAAGUAAAUGUUUUCUAAAAGUCACAGAAGUGAUAGAAAAUAAACUUGGUGAUACGGUCCUGCAUUAGAGUUUCUAAUUUUGAGGCCUACCAACUUGCGUUUCAUCUUUAUAUCCUGUCAAAAUAUAUACGUAAUACGUAAUCAUGUGAAUAUGAGAAAGAUGCAGUUUAAUUUUAUACUAUGUUUUUUAAAAAGUUUAAAAA
This is a messenger RNA of Phacochoerus africanus (Common warthog), 3260 nucleotides long. It is a transcript of the gene CARF, whose product is annotated as calcium responsive transcription factor. Gene Ontology annotation, molecular function: DNA-binding transcription factor activity, RNA polymerase II-specific; RNA polymerase II cis-regulatory region sequence-specific DNA binding. Gene Ontology annotation, biological process: regulation of transcription by RNA polymerase II. Bases 292 to 2460 code for a protein of 722 amino acids. The record is from RefSeq and is a predicted model, not a curated record. NCBI's taxonomy places the organism in Eukaryota, Metazoa, Chordata, Mammalia, Artiodactyla, Suidae. Gene Ontology annotation, cellular component: nucleus. The transcript is spliced from 17 exons.